GCACGACUGGACACGACUCGGACCCGGGCUAGCCUCCUCCGAUCCAGUCUUCUCUGCUCUUCCUCCUCCGAGCGCCGGCGCGGCGCGAGGCAUGGAGGGAGGGAGCGAGCAAGCGCGCUAACUGUGAGGUCCCCCUCUCAAUUCCACACCUCAGCUCGCGCCGUCGCCUCCCCCUUUCGGUCCCCUACCUCGAUGGACUCGCUAGCUGCCGCCUGCCUCUGCUCCCGCCGCCGCCGCGCUCGCCGACUUCUCCUGGCCGCCGCCGCGGCCACAGCCGGGUACGGCCUCUACCGCCUCUACCGCCACCACCGCCGCCGUAUCGUCGCCGCCCUCUCCCUUGCCGACGCCGUCUCCCAGGUCGGUUCCGACCUCGCCGAAUUCCUCCGCUCCGACUCCGACCAAGUCCCGCGGAGCCUCCUCCAGCUCUCCAAGCUCGCCGCCUCCGAACCCGUCUCCUCUGCUGCAUCUUCCCUCUCCGAGUCUCUCGCCUCCGGCGUCCUCCGCGCCAUCUCCUCUCAUCAGCACCAAUUGCGUCAACAGCAGCAGCAAAACCCCCAAACCCCGCUCCAAGAUCGGAUCUUGGACCGCCUCCUCUCCCCCGAAGGUGCCGGAUUCGCCUCCGCUGUCGUCGGAAGCUUCGCCAGGAACCUCGUCCUGUCCUCCUGCGACACCCGCACUGCGGCGGCCGGCGACCGCGAGGAGCCGCGGUGGUUGGCUGCGCUCUGCAGCGCCACGGGCAAGGAGGCCGCCGCGGACCUCGUCCGAGUCUUCGUCAGCACCGCGGUCGCCGCCUACCUCGACCGCACAGCCGCCGUCCGCACCAACGACCAGCUGCUCACUGGCCUCUCCGACCCAAGGCACGAGGCCAAGGUCAAGGACCUGGCCGUCUCCGUCUGCAACGGCGCCGUGGAAACCUUCCUCAGGACGUCGCGGCAGCUGGCUAAGGAGGCUUCCGUUGCUCGCAUUGAGGCGUUAGCAAUGGAGCGUGUGGGGCAAAAUUCAGACACCAACUGCGUGAUCCAGAAGGUGUCAAGCACGCUGGCUGUGCCGAGCAACAGGAGGUUCGUUCUGGAUGUCACAGGCAGGGUCACAGCGGAAACUGUCCGGUCGUUCCUUGACUUCCUAGCACAGCGGAUGUCUGAUGGGGCCAGGAAGAGCAUUGUCAUCGCCCGUGAUGAGGUCGCUGAGAGGGGGCUAGUUGCCGUCAAGUACCUCGGUGCCAAGUCCAUGGCCAUCUUCACCAUCUCUGUGGCAUUGUGCAUGCACAUUUUGAUGGGAACAAGGUUCCUAUUGCCGGCCUAGCCACCUGGAUGGGUGGGAGCUGGAAUUAAAUUCGAGGUGACUGAUUACCACUUGUCCUGAUUGUAGUUGCAGAGUAAAUUAUGUAGAUUGCAAUUGAUUGUAUACUACUAGUUGUCCUUGUCUUUGGUGUGUUGGUGAAAAGUAUGAAAAGUUUAAGCUAGAAAUCUUUUGGUUUGUAGUUGGAGCUCGGUUCUUUAUGAUUGUUUGUUUGGUUGAAGGAAGUAUAUAUGCAGCUAAAAUGACACUGGCCAAUUUGGCAAUGUCAUUGUGAGGUUUGACACCUGUAGUGUUACUUUCUAGCAGCUUUCACUAGCUUGCUGUACCGGCUGUUUUUUUUCUUAAGCUGUUGAUCUUGUAAAACAACCAGACACAGCAGCAGGAGCUUGGAAACUUGACUGCUUACACUUGAAAAUUCUCUCUUUUGUAUGCUUUGUAUUGAAGGGGAAGAUGAAAUAGAUAAGUGUGAGUGGAUUUCACAUUUCCUUU
This is a messenger RNA of Setaria italica (foxtail millet), 1788 nucleotides long. RefSeq names its product protein PHLOEM PROTEIN 2-LIKE A10. The coding region runs from base 193 to 1302 and encodes 369 amino acids. The record is from RefSeq and is a predicted model, not a curated record. NCBI's taxonomy places the organism in Eukaryota, Viridiplantae, Streptophyta, Magnoliopsida, Poales, Poaceae. The transcript has a single exon.